GGAUGGUGUUGAAGGCAGAGCUGAAGUCCACAAACAGGAUCCUAGCGUAGGUUCCUGGGGAGUCCAGGUGCUCCAGGAUGAAGUGGAGGGCCAGGUUCACUGCAUCAUCCACAGACCUGUUGGCUCUGUAGGCGAACUGCAAUGGGUCCAGGAGGGGGGCGGUGAUUUCCUUGAGGUGGGACAGGACCAAGCGCUCAAAGGACUUCUUGACCACAGACGUCAGUGCAAUCGGCCUGUAGUCAUUAAGUCUUGUGAUCCGUGCUUUCUUGGGGACAGGGACAAUGGUGGAGGUCUUAAAGCAGGACGGCACGCGGCAUAGCUCCAGAGAGGUGUUAAAAAUGUCAGUGAAGACAGGAGCCAGCUGGUCCGCACAGUAUCUGAGAGUGGAGGGGGAGACACCAUCCGGCCCGGAGGCCUUCCGCGUAUUCAGCUUCAAGAACGUCCUCCUCUUGGAUGGAGAGGGCCUUUACAGUCCUAUGAUGUUCUUGAUGUCCUGUGAUGUCCUUGGAGUCCUUUGAGUCCUUUAACUCCUUUAAUGAAGUGCUGGAGUUGGUGGGGAGGGUGAUGGUGAAAGAGAAGAUGAUGUAUGCGGCAACAAGGGCCACAGUGAAGAAGGAGUUUGGUGGAGGUCACGUCAAGUACGAGAUGUUUGGAACAGUGCAGGAGGAGGUCUGCUUGUCGGGUUACUGGCAUCACGUGUCGUCCUGCUCGGGCCCCGCGCCGCUCACGUUAGCUGAGAGGGAGCUGCAGAGGAUCAAAAUCUCAGAGGUGAAGGCAGAGAUCAGCGUGGAAAGCAAGCAUCAGACCCUUCAAGGUUUAGCGUUUCCUCUGAAGGACACGGCCCGACGAGCCCUACAGGAACUGUCACAGAAGCGCAUCAACUACAUACAGCUGAGGUUGGACGUGGAAAAAGAGACCAUCGAGUUGGUCCAUUCCCAGCAGACGGAGACGCAGGACCUGCCUUACAGAGUUCCUAAAGACACUCCCAGAUAUCACUUCUUCCUCUACAAACACUCCCACGAGGGCGAAUACCUCGAAUCUGUCGUGUUCAUCUACUCCAUGCCGGGGUACAGCUGCAGCAUCAAGGAGAGGAUGCUCUACUCCAGCUGCAAGAGUCGCCUGCUGGAGGACGUGGAAAGAGAGUAUCACUUGCAGGUGGUGAAAAAGCUGGAGAUUGACGACGGCGACGAGCUGACGGAGGAGUUUCUGUACGACGAGGUCCAUCCCAAGCAGUACGCCUUCAAGCAGGCCUUUGCAAAGCCGCGCGGGCCGGCAGGAAAGAGAGGACAUAAGCGGCUCAUUAAGGGUCCGGGGGGCGACGUGCAGGACAGCUAAAGACAUUUGGCGGGCGUGUGAGGAGUCCAAUGAACAACUCGUACGAACACUGACGGCUCCUUGUGGCACUCCUUGCUCCAAUCAAAUAACAGGAAGUGAUCAUGUGACUUUUCCUGUCAUCCUGUAUCAGAAUUGUUGUUUACUUGCAUUGCAUCAUCAUACAGCACACAUUUUCUACCAGCAAUCUUUGUAAGAUCCUACAAAUUCCUCAUAAAAUGUUUGUACUGUAAUCAACAAUUUCUUCUUUUCAGAGUGAAAGUCCCAGCAGUGAAUUCCUGCAUGUGUCCCAACAACAACAACAACAACAACAACAACAAAAACAAAAACAACAACAACAACAGCGCCAUUAAUGGAGGCUGUCAGUACCAACUCAAAUCAAUCCUGCAGGCUUCAGGUCUAAUCUGCUGGCAUUAGACCAUCAACUCACUCACAAGACGGAUUUCCUGUGUCUGCGGAACGUCUGCAGAUUCUCAAAUCACGAGGAUGCUCGGCUAAGACACUAGCAGGUUAUACUCGGAAGACAAAUGAUUCGGAGCCAAACGAGAUGACGUCUUUUCGUAUUUUGACAUGUUUUUGUUGCAGAGAUCAAAGGUUAUCUUUGUUUGCAAUCAGCAGUGUCAUCGACUUGAAUUUAGUGGUGCAUUCGAGGACAGCAAAAAAAAAGUGGUAAAUGUCACUACUGACACAGGAAGCUGGUACAGGAUCAUCUCAAAAAUAAUAAUCGUACAUGUAUGGACAUGAAAGUAAU
This is a messenger RNA of Nerophis lumbriciformis (worm pipefish), 2083 nucleotides long. It is a transcript of the gene twf2, whose product is annotated as twinfilin-2. Gene Ontology annotation, biological process: actin filament depolymerization; positive regulation of neuron projection development; regulation of lamellipodium assembly. Gene Ontology annotation, molecular function: actin monomer binding; actin filament binding. Lineage: Eukaryota; Metazoa; Chordata; Actinopteri; Syngnathiformes; Syngnathidae. Gene Ontology annotation, cellular component: myofibril; cytoplasm; actin filament. The record is from RefSeq and is a predicted model, not a curated record.